This is a messenger RNA of Scophthalmus maximus (turbot), 3485 nucleotides long. It is a transcript of the gene cnstb, whose product is annotated as consortin, connexin sorting protein b. The coding region runs from base 716 to 1858 and encodes 380 amino acids. Gene Ontology annotation, molecular function: connexin binding. Gene Ontology annotation, cellular component: trans-Golgi network; plasma membrane; transport vesicle. NCBI's taxonomy places the organism in Eukaryota, Metazoa, Chordata, Actinopteri, Pleuronectiformes, Scophthalmidae. The transcript is spliced from 11 exons. The record is from RefSeq and is a predicted model, not a curated record. Gene Ontology annotation, biological process: positive regulation of Golgi to plasma membrane protein transport.
UACAUACACAAACCAUCGCGACAUGUAGGAACGUAUCUCGCAAUGAGGGCAAGGUGAGGAGGAACCCCCCCCCCCCCCCGCCGGAUCGGCCCGUCCACGAGACGCACGGCAGAGCGGCGCGCGUCACAGGACGGAUGACAGAGGGAGCGGAGCGCGGACCGGGAUCCAGCUGUGGGAGACGGGACGUCGACGUCCAGAAGCAGGAGCUGUGGGGACGCCGUCCGGCGCUUGCCUAGGACAAGGACAGAAAGCUACGCUGAAUCUUGUAGUUAAGAAAGAAGAGAAAAGCAAAAAAAAUUAACCACAUCAAGGACUUCGGGAAGUCAGCAAGAUCUGGGAACUACAUCCUACACAACUCAGCUUUCGAAGACUUCGGUGGACAUUUCAACUCUCUCUGUUCUUGGCCACCCAGGGGAGGCGGUGGAAGAUUAAAUCACAUGCUCCUUGAAGAGUGAACACAAACCAACCCUUCCGAGACCUCAUUCUCAAGUAUUUGAGUGCCCUUGAAAACUUUGUGAGAGCUUAGAGCAUCACAAACCUUCCUAAAGUAAUUUGCUUGUCUCACUCAAAGGAAGUAUUUCUCAUAAAAGAAGAAUUUGAUGUUGUUUUACUGAGGGCCCAAAAAGAGCCAACAGCCACAGCCCACAAGAGAGUCUCAGAGAAGCUUUUGGAGAACAUUUAUUUGGAGGAGAAGAUUGUGGAAGUGACAGAGGUGAUGGGUAACAAGAACACCGGCUUGCCUAAAGGUACCGACACUGGGCUUACUCAGAAAGAGGAAGGGAUGUUCAUGGAAAGUACCACAGGAAGCGUCUCCGGAGAUGGACUGCUGGGCCUCAGCCCGGAGCUGCUGGCCUCCCUGCAGUCCCUCGGAGAAAACAGAGACUACACACUGCUCCCACACUCCCUGCAUCAGAUUGCAGAGGCCUACUCACUCCAAGAAGAAUACCAGUCGGCCAUUCAGUUCCUACAGCUGGAGAAACUCUACCAUGAGCGCCUGCUCUCCAACCUCGCCACCCUGCAGGAAAACUGGGAGAGCCGGUGGAGAGAGAAGAGCCCUGAGAGCAGCGUGACGGCUGAGACAGACACCGUCAGUCAGAAGCACAUGGAGACCCUGAGCCAGAUCUGUAGGACACAUCCCAGACCAUCCAUCAGUGUGAAGCAGAACACUCUAAAUACAAUGCUGAGCGACAUCCCGAUCAAGAACCUGACACUACAGUCCUGUCACGAUAAAGUCAACAAUCCCAAAACAUCACAUGUGGACGGAGAAGAAGAGCAAAACGUCAACUCAGGAUCAGCGCCAUCUGCAGCGCAGAUAAGCUGUCAGGAGGAAGGUGGGGAAGAGGAGCAAGGAGAAGAGAAGAUGUGUGACGAAGGUCAGGAAGUGGAAAAGGAGGAGGAGCUGUGUGAGGUAACACCAGAGGAGGAGGAGGUGAAGGUGGAGUGGCCAACAGGAGUCCCACAGGCUUCAGACAAGGACCUUGCCAAACUGUCCCACACAGAAGGGAGUUCCUCCCCUGAUGGUCUGGUCUCCAUCCUGAAGAGGAGGAGAGCGUCACUGGACGGACUGCCUCCCCCCAGCAACACUGAAACUAAACUCAACUCCCAACGCAAAGUUCGCUUCAGUGAACCGGAGGACGGCAUUGAGCAAGAUGAGGUCGGUGGAGAUUCCUGCCUGAUCCUCCUGCUGCUGUGUCUGGUUACUGUGGUGAUCAGCAUAGGCGGGACCGCUCUCUACUGCACCCUGGUGGACACUUACUCCAACAUCUGCACCGACUUCACUCAGAACGCCAACUUCUACGUCGCAAACGCCAGGAGGUUCUUUGACGGGCUAAGUCUCUGGCUGCCCCAGCGGACUUGAGGCAGUUCCAUCUGCAUUCUGCAGACACCUGUGCUGUAAUGGAAACUGUGAAACAAGUUAGAGAGGAUGAGAGACAUCCCGAGUUGAGAGACUGCACAGACGUGGGACCUACAGGCAUCAAUCUAACGCCGCCAUCCAGAGUUGUGUUUAAAGCUAUGAUUUCUCCUUCAGUCACUGGACUUGUGGCUGAAAAGAGACUUGCUUGUGCAAACAGACUAAGAUCGGGUGCUCAGAGCAACACACUGAAAAACUGUCCAACUUUCUUCACCUCAGAAGAAAAACGUGACCAUGUGUGCAUGCUGUGGGACGAGAGUUUAAAACUAAAACCUCUUUGUUUUCUACCGUCUGUGUGGAUGCUUCAUCUUCAAAACUGAACCUCACAGAUAACCCACACUGGAGGGCUCACAACUCUCAGCCAUAUUUAUAUUUUAACAGAAGUAGUUUUAUCAGAUGUAGUAUAGUAUUUCCCUCAGUCGUAGCUGUUGAUAAAUGUGUGUUUUGUUUCAGAGGCUCUUCUUCUGGUGGUUUAUAUUUUGUACGAUGAGAAGUGGUCUUUAGCAUCAAUGGUGUGUGUUGGUUUCUUUUUAACAUUAAUGGACCAGGUGCUGAUUUUUACUUCAUUUUAACCUUAUUCUACCAUCCCUGUCUGCUCGUUUGACCCGUGUCUAUCAGUCACGUACGCACAGCACAACAACGACGAUUCAUAUUAUUCUGAAACACCAGAUAGAGAUGAGACUGUUUACCUCAAUACAAUUCUGACAUUCCUCUUAUCAUCUGAACACGACCAGUUCAAAGAGAAUCAUUGCACUCAAUUUGAUAUUCAGUUACAAAGUGUCCUAUCAAAAAAAGAAGAAGCACAGAAUCAAGGUCUACUAAGUAAUUACACUAUAUAUCAUGGUUAGCAGUAUGCAAAACAGUAAUUCAGCAGCCGCUGGGGAUAAAAAAAAAACUCACUUGUCCUGUGUUUAUACUUUUGGUGCUCUAUGUUUUCAUGUUCAUCAUUUAGUGGGCACUCUAAAAGUCUGACAUCUGGAUUUGGCAUCACUUCCAGUUGUCUCUUGCUGUGUGCAGACAGUAACACCGAGACAUUAAAAGCCUGAUGCAUUGACAAGCUACAUUUGGAUUGUGUUCACUCUAAUUUUAAAAAAAGGCAACAAUUAAGAACAGAAAUUAGGAAAGCGUACAUAAUGACAUAUACCUUUCUCUAAAUGUUCCAUUGUGUUAUCUAACAUGUUCCAUUGAAGCUUCUUUUACAUGGGUUUAAUAUCUAGUUUACAUGGAUUAGGCUGUCUUUGUAUCACUUUGUCCAGAAAGCUGAGGUUUAUGGACCAGCGCUUGUGUUCCAUGGCUGGCUCAAGUAACACAAAAACAGAAAAGAUUGGUGUAAAACUGUUUAAUUGGAAUGGAGAAAAACGAAAAUGUCAGCAUGUUCUUUUAACAUUGUACUGCUUUAAAAAAACAAAAAAACAAACUCCAGAUGUUUGCAAAGUGGUGAACGUCACCUCUGUAUUGUCACUGUGGAUAUUUGGCUACCAGCAAGUGUUGCAUUUUUGCAAAACACCUUUACAUGUUCCAAUAUUUAUGUUCAGUUGUGUCCCAGAGGGAAUAGAAAAAUAUAUUAACAUUC